GGGGACAUGGGACAGAUACUGGAGGGAGAGGGGACUUGGAGGCAGAAUGUUACAUGCACAGCCCUGUGAGGCACAGAUGGCACUCAUUCCCAUUGUACGGAUUUGAUGAAUGAGGAGGCACAGAGAGGUGUUCCGCCACGGUGACCGGGCCCCGCUGGCCUCCUACCCCACGGACCCACACAAGGAGGCGAUUGCAGCUGUGUGGCCAAGAGGCCUGGGACAGCUGACAGGGGAGGGGGUCCGCCAGCAGCUGGAGUUGGGACGGUUCCUGAGGAGCCGCUAUGAGGCCUUUCUGAGCCCGGAGUACCGGCGGGAGGAGGUGUAUGUCCGCAGCACUGACUUUGACCGCACGCUGGAGAGUGCUCAGGCCAACCUCGCAGGGCUGUUCCCUGAGGCUGCCCCAGGUAGCCCAGAGGCUGCCUGGAGGCCCAUCCCGGUGCACACAGUGCCCAUCACCGAGGACAAGCUGCUGAGGUUCCCCAUGCGCAGCUGUCCCCGAUACCAUGAGCUGCUAAGAGAGGCCACAGAGGCUGCGGAGUACCAGACUGCCCUGGAGGGCUGGACAGACUUCCUGACUCACCUGGAGAACGUCACCGGGCUGUUGUUGGUUGGAGAGCCGCUCCGCAGGGCAUGGAAGGUUCUAGACACACUGAUAUGCCAGCAAGCCCAUGGUCUUCCCCUCCCAUCCUGGGCCUCCCCGAAAGUCCUACGGACCCUAGCCCAGAUCUCGGCUUUGGAUAUUGGGGCCCACGUGGGUCCACCCCGGGCAGCGGAGAAGGCCCAGCUGACAGGGGGGAUCCUGCUGGAUGCCAUCCUUGCCAACUUCUCUCGGGCCCAGCACCUGGGGCUGCCCCUCAAGAUGGUUAUGUACUCAGCUCACGACAGCACCCUGCUGGCCCUCCAGGGAGCCCUGGGUCUCUAUGACGGGCACACCCCACCGUAUGCUGCCUGCCUCGGCUUUGAAUUCCGGAGGCGCCUCGGGGACCCGGAUGAAGAUGCAGGGAAUGUCACCAUCUCCCUCUUCUACCGCAACGACUCCACCGGACUGCCCCUGACCCUUAGCCUCCCCGGGUGCCCAGGCGCCUGCCCGCUAGCCCGCUUCCGCCAGCUCACUGCCCCGGCCCGGCCUCCAGCUCACGGGGUCCCCUGUCAUGGCUCCCAUGAGCCUGCCACCCCUGCAGCCACUGUGGUGCCCCUGCUGGCUGGGGCUGUGGCAGUGCUGGCGGCGCUCAGCGUGGGGCUGGGCCUGCUGGCCUGGAGACCCAGCUGCCUGCGGGCCUGGGGGGGCCCUGUGUGAGCUGGGAACCCAGGAACCCCCUCCUCCACAGCUGGCAUUGCACCCCAACACGUCUGCUCA
This is a messenger RNA of Mustela erminea (ermine), 1357 nucleotides long. It is a transcript of the gene ACP4, whose product is annotated as acid phosphatase 4. The coding region runs from base 110 to 1297 and encodes 395 amino acids. Gene Ontology annotation, cellular component: lysosome; postsynaptic membrane. The transcript has 12 exons. The record is from RefSeq and is a predicted model, not a curated record. Gene Ontology annotation, biological process: lysosome organization; negative regulation of ERBB4 signaling pathway; peptidyl-tyrosine dephosphorylation involved in inactivation of protein kinase activity. Gene Ontology annotation, molecular function: protein tyrosine phosphatase activity; receptor tyrosine kinase binding; acid phosphatase activity. Lineage: Eukaryota; Metazoa; Chordata; Mammalia; Carnivora; Mustelidae.